AUGGCCGCUUCAACCCUUCCCCGUCCCCGCCUCAUUACCCACAAACGCGCCCUCAUACCCACUCCCCACGUCCCCAAAGUGGUCAACCCUAGCGCCCUCCCCGCCGAGACGCGCCUCAACCAACACCCAAUAGUGGACGCUCACCAAACACCCCCCAAUAAUAAAGAUUCAGAUGCACCCCAAGACUCCGACGAAGACCUUGACCCACCACUCCGCACAGAACUCUCCCUCGCCAUACCUCCGCAACCCUUCCUCGACCCCCCGACCUGGGAAGCAAUGCUCAAGCGAGGUGUGCAUGCAGACCAAACGCAAUCGGCGGAUUCAGAAGGGGGAACAAGAUCUCGGGAAGAGGAGGGAGGUGCAGAAGAGGAGAGUAAUCGAGAUGUCGGCUCAGACUCGGAAAUUCGAGAGUCGGCGGACCAGCGGAGACGUCGACGGGAGCGCGAGGCUGAGUAUGGGUCCAUGGCGAUCCGCGGACGGUCGAGUAUACGCGGGCGAGGGAGGUCGAGGACUCGAGGGGGGGUAUUGGGGUGGGCAGUAUUGAACUCCUGA
Penicillium alfredii is the source of this 552-nucleotide messenger RNA. RefSeq lists its product as uncharacterized. The record is from RefSeq and is a predicted model, not a curated record. NCBI's taxonomy places the organism in Eukaryota, Fungi, Ascomycota, Eurotiomycetes, Eurotiales, Aspergillaceae. The transcript has a single exon. Bases 1 to 552 code for a protein of 183 amino acids.